Molecule: messenger RNA, 1887 nt
Organism: Penicillium roqueforti
Lineage: Eukaryota; Fungi; Ascomycota; Eurotiomycetes; Eurotiales; Aspergillaceae
Exons: 1
Coding region: 1-1887 (628 amino acids)
Source: RefSeq, a predicted model, not a curated record
AUGUCUCAUGGUCAUUUCCGUCACUCGCGCAUCGGCAAUCUAAUUAGCGCCAGGCGCCGCCUAGAAGCAGAGCUUCAUGGACAGGAUGCAGGCUCUGAUUUACUGGAGGAUGAUUCCUUUCAAACCCCCAUCAUCCCCGCAUCGGAUAUCCCCGCGGAUGAAGAUUGCGACUCGAAAAACUCUAUGUGUCUUGAGCAUGACAUGGACGAAUCUGACUCAAUAUUUGAAAAGCGGGACGAGUCGACCUCCGCCGACCCGACUAGUAUCAGUACUGUAUUGCAGAUAGUCGAUGCUAGCUCACAAACCCCUUUUCAUUCGACUACUAGUUACUUUCCGACGACGAUAUCGGGUUCUAUUUACGCCACUGACACUCUAUCGAGCUCGGAUAGCUCGACUGUGAGCGUGAUUGCAAGUACGACUGCGAGUCCAAGUUUGACUGCGAGUGCGAGUGCGAGUGCCUCUAUAGAUUUAGGGUUAACCUCACCGACGCCUGCUCCUACCCAGCCGACAUCGGCACUACUAUCUGCAACGUCGCUUUCAAGCUUCUCGAACUCCACUCAAACAUCGUUGACCGCCACAAACUGCACAAGUCAACUUACAUCAUCAUUAGCAUCUGCCUCAGCCACAACCACCAGUUCGCUUACAGGGACUUCGACUCGCCUCCUCACCUCUUCUAGCUCUACACCUUCUGUUACGACAACAUCACCCCAGGCGCACAAUUAUUGGUCAUAUUCAGGCUCCUCCGGCUCCGGCUCUAGCUCAACUUUCAGCUCCAGCUCCAACUCCACUUCCAUUUACAUUUCUACUUCCGCUUCCGCUUCCGCUUCCAGUUUCAGUUUCAGUUCCGGCUCUGUUUCCAGCGCCAGUUCAAGCGCUAGUUCCAGCGCCAGUUCUAGUUCCGUCUCCAGCUCCAGCAUCAACUCCAGCUCCGGCACCGACUCCAGCUCCAGCUUCAGUUCCAGCGCCGGCUCCUCGACGAGCUCGGCUUCCAGCACAAGCCAGACAACCUCUUCAUCAGGUGUAUAUGGAGGCUCUGGGUCAACCGGCUCAGCAACUGGCACAGGAACCGCGCCAACUUCAAGCGAAACGCACGCUUUAGGGCAGGAUUCGACAAGCAAUCCCGACACACCUAAAAUUGUGGGUGGUGUAGUAGGAUCAGUUGCCGGUCUCGCUCUCAUUCUUUUUCUUUUAUUUUACUACCUCCGCCGCCGAGGAUUUCUUGUGGGUAAAGCGGGACGCCCCAAUAUGUUAGGAGACGCAGCAGCUGCGGCUGGGGCUGGGGCUGCGGCUGGGGUAGGGGCCGGUGCUGGGUCUAGAGAAAUGGUCGAGCGGCGCGAAAGCAAUGAUCCGCUCUUCACGGCCAGAUACCUCGCCCCCGCAUUCAUAAAGCGCUGGCGCCAGUCGACGGCAACAACGCGCUCUGGAAGCACUGUCGACUCUGGCUCCAGCGAGCGUGGGUUCCAAAAGAUUUCCGGUAGAAAGCUUCCUCCCGUCUUCACACAUGGUGGAGACGGAUAUGGGGGCGGAGUAGACGGCGAUUCUCCCACUGCACCAGGCUUCCCUACUCCCUCACCAGCAACCGGGCCAAGUGGAUCACCCUCCUUCUAUGCUCCUCCACCAACCUCGCCAUAUGGCGUGCCCCUGGACUCAAACUACACCCGCGAGGUCGAGGAACACACCCCGCCGACACGGCCCAAACUUCCGCACCUCCCAGUCUCUAAUACGGUCAACGUUUCCACUCCGAUCACUGUGACACCGGCUCACCCCGUUGCACAACCCCAGAGUGCAGUGCCGUUCCUGCCGCCGCGGCCGGAUGGGCUCGGCCGCAGUCUUCAUAGUUUCGACGGGAGUCGAAGCAGUCGCUUUACUGAGGUCAUUGAUCAGUAA